Molecule: messenger RNA, 1257 nt
Organism: Colletotrichum graminicola M1.001
Lineage: Eukaryota; Fungi; Ascomycota; Sordariomycetes; Glomerellales; Glomerellaceae
Exons: 2
Coding region: 1-1257 (418 amino acids)
Molecular function (GO): hydrolase activity
Source: RefSeq, a predicted model, not a curated record
AUGUACAUCUCUCCGUUUCUCGCCUUGGGCUCUGUACUGCCUUUGGCAGCCACCUCCCGGAUCCAGCAACCCCUCGCCGCCGAUUCUCCUCCUUUGACGCCUCAUAGCUUCUCUUCCACUUCCUCCUCCGCACCCGCUUGGCGCGAUGACCUAUUGUCUUUACACCGCUCGCUAAUCGAGAUUCCAUCCGUCUCGGGCAACGAGAGUGCCGCAGGAAGAUUUCUCGUCGACUACCUGACUGGUCGCGGUUAUGUUUCAUCUCUUCAGUUUCUUCCCCCGCGCAACAACUCGUCGAAUGAAACGCCCCGUUUCAACGUCUUGGCUUGGAAGACGAAUCAACGCCAGCCCGAGCCUCGUGUUGUCGUCUCGUCUCACUACGAUGUCGUGCCGCCGCACAUCCCUUAUGGGAUCUCUGACGAACACAUUACACCCGGCACCCGUAUCAGCGGCAGGGGAAGCGUGGACGCCAAGGCUAGCGUUGCUGCUCAGAUCAUCGCCCUCGAGGAUCUGUUCAAUGCUGAUAAAGUCAACCCUGACGAUGUGAUGCUCUUGUUCGUCAUCGGUGAGGAGGAUACAGGCGACGGAAUGCGAUUCUUUUCCGAUUCUCUGCAGGAAGCUGACCCGCCUGUCCGCUUCGAUUCCGUCAUUUUCGGCGAGCCAACAGAGGGCAAGCUAGCUUGUGGCCACAAGGGCGGCGUUUUCUGCGAUAUCACGGCAAAAGGUGUCGCUGGCCACUCCGGAUAUCCUUGGCUUGGCAAAUCGGCCAACGAGAUCAUGAUCAAGGCCCUGGCCAAAAUCAUCACCACCGAUCUUGGAAGCACCGAAAAAUGGGGUAACACCACGGUGAACAUUGGCCAGUUCAACGGCGGCGUCGCCCAGAACGUCAUUCCUGCGGCUGCAUUGGCAAGGAUUGCAGUCCGUGUUGCCAUUGGUCCCGAAAAGGACGGGGGCAACAUCGUCAAGGACAGAAUCCAGAAGAUUCUUGAUGAGACUGAUUCCGAAUCGCUCGAAAUGACGUGUACUCACGGUUACGGCGUUGUGGAGGCUAACUGUGAGGUUGAUGGCUUUGAGACUCUCGUGGCCAACUAUGGCACUGAUAUUCCCAACUUGAAGGGCUCACACACUCGCUACCUCUACGGGCCGGGCACUAUCUUGGUUGCCCACGGCCGUGACGAGAACAUCACAGUCGCUGAGCUCGAGGAGGCUGUUGGAGGCUACCAGAAGCUGAUUUUGCAUGCCCUCCAAGAUUCUGCUUAA